UUUUGGUAUCAUUUUUGUUGUUUGUCCUAUGUUAUGAUCCUUUUAAAUGUAAAACUUAACUCUUUUCACUAUUAUCGCACUGCUUGUAUUGGUUUGAUCAGUGUAAGUUUUGUAGGAAUAUGUUCGUUAGUGAAUGUUUUCAGUGAAGCCGGUGAAUGCUUUUUGACAGUUUUUAUUAGCUUAACACUUUUAUAUGGUUUUCUGGGGCAGUUUAAGGGAAAUGUUCCUCACAAUGUCUAAAGUUUGAAGUUAAAACUAUGCAAACACUGUAUCAUUGUUUGUAUAAUAUGUUUCUCUCAAAAAUAGUAUUCACUAGAAUUUUGAAUAUAUUGAGUUUUCACACCGCAGGAUCUCUACUGGAUUAUUCAACUUAAUGCCUUCCCUUAACGUAAUUGUUUUCACGUUUCAGAUCACAUAUACGUUGAUGUAAUACCAACUAACAAACGAGGAAUGAUGAUUAACCCACGUUCGUGGAUGUCUGACCUUCCCUGUCAUAUAUCGCAGAAGGCCCUUAAUCUAAUAAGCAUUCCAGGUAGUCAUAAUUCAUUUACGUAUUCGAUUACUCAACAUAGUCCUCCUUCUCCUGAUGGUUCUAUUUGUCGUUUGGAUACAUGUUUACCUCGUUCAUUUUUAAGCCGAAUAUUGUAUCCUUGGAGUGUAACACAAUCACUAAGUUUAGUUGAUCAGCUGGAAGCUGGAAUUCGAUAUUUUGACUUUCGUAUUUGUGCACGACAAAAAUGUUUGAACAAAUGUAAAAAUGAUGAAUCUGAAUUUUAUUUGGUACACGGACUGUACGCGAACAUGUUAUCUACAGAACUUCAGAGCAUUCUUGGUUUCCUCAAAGCCAAUCCUAGAGAAGUUCUCAUUGUAGAUUGUAAUCAUUGUUAUCAUUUUGAAACUGAUGAACAGAAAAAUUGUUUUGAAUCAACUGUUUUAAAGAUUUUAGAUUCUAUUAUGUUCCCUUACCAAAAAAUUAUUCCAACAUUAGAAGAACUUUGGAGUGCUAGGCAACAAGUUAUAUUUAUAUCCUGCCAUCGAAAAUCCCCCGAGAAGAUCCAUCCGAAAUUCUGGCCUUCUAGUAGCAUAAAAUCAUUUUGGCCGGAAACUGUUGGUCCACGGGCUAUGAUUUCAUUCCUAAAUAGCCAUAUUAAACCACAUCUUCAUAGACCUGAUAAUAUUUUCUCUGUGCACCAAGGUGUUCUUACUCCAACUUUAUCAUUCAUUUUACUGCAUCCAUUUGGUUCAGUUCAUCGUUUAGCUAAAAUAGCUGGAAAGUAUUAUCAACGAUGGUUAAAUAAACCAGAUCAGUUAGCUGGACCAGAUGGUAUUAACAUCACACUUAUUGACUUUUUUGCAACCACUUACCCAACAUAUAUACAGGAUGUUGUAUCAAUAAACUAUAAAACAUGGCCAAACGAUAAAACAUCUAAUUAAGAUUUUUUUAUCACCAAUGUUUUAUUAUUUUUUGAUUUUUAAUUUUAUUUAUUUCUACUUUCAUAUCUCCCGAAUUAACCGUUAUGUUUUAUAAAUUCUACGAUUUCAAUUUGUACAAUUCUUUUCAUUUAAAGUAUAUGGUUACUUCUCUUUUUUUGCAAUAUUUAAAGAAAAAGAAUGAAAAAGCUAAAGUAGAGCUGCUUUCUUAGUUAACAUACAAAUUAUGGUGUUUUUUAGAAAUGCUUACCUUCAGUAUUCCUAUUAAACUUGAUCUAAUGAGUAUUAGACGAUGCUAUUCAUUUCCCGUCUUGUUUUUGUGUGAAUCAACCAAUUUAGUUUAAGUAUACAGAUGUGAUAUAUCUUAUUUAGACCGAAAUGAUAUUGUUUGUUUUAUGAACAUAUGUAUUAAGCCAACUAAAAAUGUUUAAUACAUGCUUUGGAUUUCUCAAAUGUUAGAUAACACUUCAAGAUUACUACAUUAAUCAAUAACAAUAUACAUCACCCUCAAAAGUGGGCUGAUAGCAAAA
Molecule: messenger RNA, 1961 nt
Organism: Schistosoma spindalis
Lineage: Eukaryota; Metazoa; Platyhelminthes; Trematoda; Strigeidida; Schistosomatidae
Source: the annotation of a GenBank genome assembly